Messenger RNA from Protopolystoma xenopodis, 339 nucleotides. NCBI's taxonomy places the organism in Eukaryota, Metazoa, Platyhelminthes, Monogenea, Polystomatidea, Polystomatidae. The record is from the annotation of a GenBank genome assembly.
UGCGAGCUUAUCUCUUUCGGCCGGCCCAGUCCAGCCAAGAAGGCUCCGGGGUCGAGUUCAGGUUGGUUCGGUAGAAGACAGACCGAUAAAAGUGACAAGCACACAAGCACACAUGCACACAUGCGGACAGUUCGAGGCACUGGCGAACUGUCAAGUGCUGUCCCCUCGACGCGACUGGCCGCUUCCGCAUGGAGACAGAUAAGACGAGCGUCAAGGCGACCAGUCGAAGAAGCGUCUUUAGGCCAGUUUUCUUUCCUCCCUCUUCAUUUGCUCACUUUCCCCAUUUCGCCCAGCUUCAGCGGUUUCCUUUCAUCUUUCGCCAAGGUUCAUUUCUGCUAA